UCUCAAAUAAAACACAAUUAAAAUGCGCUUAAUAUUUUAUUUUUAUGUAAUAGCAGUAUUUUUAUUAGUUAUUAAAGUAAAACUUUUUACGGCAUUUGGUCGAGUGUAUGAAACUAAUAACAAGAACAAAUUUUAUAUUGAAAAUGAUCAAAAGUACAACUGGGUUGAGGCUUUCAGUAGCUGCUUGGAAAUGAACAUGAGUCUAGUGACAAUAGAGUCUGCCUCUAAGUCUAAUGAAAUAAAUCGCCUAGUACAAGAUACCUUUGGCAAACGUUUAAAUCUUUGGAUAGCUGGCGUUCGGAAUCGUUAUCCUAUUCAACAUUUUGUUUGGUUACCAUCUGCGAAAAAAUUCUCCUACACCUAUUGGGAGGGACAAAAUCCCGAUUUUUCUGGUGCUGUUGAAUAUUGUGUUCAUAUUGGUUGGGGCAGUAAAAUGGAAUGGAAUGACAAAGCAUGUAAUUUUGAAUUUGGUUUUAUAUGUGAACCAAAUCAUCAGCUUUUAGAAAAGGUUGGAUUGCAGCAACAACUUCAACAAGAAAUUGAAAAACAACAAAAAUUACAAACUCAACUUAUGGAGUGGGAAAAACGGGAGAAAUCAUUAUUGCAGGAAUUACAGAGUAUAAAAGAAUCUUUAAAACUGCAGAAAGGAAAGACCAAAGAGUAUAUGGAAAAGUAUGAAAACAGUUUGGAACUACAACUAAAAUGUCAAAAAUAUCAUAUUAAUUUUAAUUUUCGUCAAGAUCAAAAAUAAAUAGAAACAAGUAAGAAGUUAUAGUCGGGCGAGGCCGACCAUAUAAUACCCUACACCUGUAUACGAAUAAAA
This is a messenger RNA of Lucilia cuprina (Australian sheep blowfly), 823 nucleotides long. Its product is annotated as lectin subunit alpha-like. Gene Ontology annotation, biological process: biological process involved in interspecies interaction between organisms. The coding region runs from base 23 to 751 and encodes 242 amino acids. The record is from RefSeq and is a predicted model, not a curated record. The transcript is spliced from 2 exons. Gene Ontology annotation, molecular function: carbohydrate binding. NCBI's taxonomy places the organism in Eukaryota, Metazoa, Arthropoda, Insecta, Diptera, Calliphoridae. Gene Ontology annotation, cellular component: external side of plasma membrane.